UGCUCCUCCCUUAGUGAGACUCCUGCAGUCCUCACACAACACACCAAUUCAGACACACACACAAACUGUCAGCAGCCUAGACUUAUCAUGACAGUUUUGUCUUAUUUUUGAAUCAAAAAGACGGCACAAGGACACGAGUGCCACCGGUCACAGCAGGCACAGAUAUACAGGAAACUGCCACUGUGUCAUUACUGAUAAGUCUGUACAGAGGACCUGCUGAUCUGGGACCAGCUGGAAGGACAAAAUGGGUCUUUGGACAGCCCUGAUUCUGGCCUCGCAGCUGCUAUUAAAACUGUGCAUACACGUGGAAGCCCAGGCUUUGGUCUAUGAUCUGCUCACCUCACCUGACUGCCUGCCAGACCUGCUGCAGGGGGGCCUGGCUGAGCAGGGGCUGAACGAGGCUUUCAUCCUCACCACCUUUAAGUUGCAGCCCAAGACCGGAACAACUGUGUUUGGCCUGUACAACCCCAGGGACAACAGCAAAUACUUUGAGUUUACAGUGAUGGGGAAGCUUAACAGAGCGGUGUUGCGUUAUCUGCGGAGUGACAAGAGGAUGAGCUCUGUAACCUUCAACAACCUGGUGCUGGCAGAUGGCCAGAUGCACAAACUGUUGUUUCACCUGAGGGGUCUGCAGCAGCAGGGGCCAGGGGGGGUGGAGCUGCAUCUGGACUGCAGGCUGGUGGAGACACUCAGGGAUCUGCCCGCUGUGUUCCAGGGUUUGCCAGCAGGCUACGGUAUAAUUGAGCUAAAGACGAUGCAAGCCAGGGAGCAGGAGAGUUUAGAGGAGCUCAAGCUGGUCGUUGGCGACACUUUUGAGAAUGUUGCAUCCAUACAGGACUGCCAUUUCCAACAAAGAGAUGCUGUUCAAACUCUGGGGGUCAACACGAAGCAGCUGUCCAAUCAAAUGUUGGAGUUAACCAAAGUGAUAAAUGAACUGAAAGACGUCCUUAUUCAACAGGUCAAAGAAACCUCAUUUCUAAGAAACACCAUCUCAGAAUGUCAGGCCUGUGGUUUGGGUGGUACUGAGGAGGUGAAGCCAAGGUGUGGGCCAGGUGUCUGUUUCCGUGACGAUAUGUGCAUAGAGACGGUGAAUGGAGUCGAGUGUGCACCGUGUCCUGAUGGAUAUACUGGAGAUGGUUUUAACUGUGAUGAUGUGGAUGAGUGCCAGUUUAACCCCUGCUUCCCUGGAGUGAAGUGUGUGAACACGGCCCCGGGCUUCCGCUGUGAUGCCUGUCCACUGGGCUACACUGGCCUGGCAGUGGAGGGAGUGGGCGUUCUGUUUGCACAGACCAACAAACAGGUCUGUGACGACAUUGAUGAAUGCAAAGGACCAGACAACGGAGGCUGUACUUCAAAUUCAAUUUGUCACAACUCUAUGGGUUCGUACCACUGCGGCAGCUGUAAGACGGGCUUCACAGGAGAUCAGGUGAAGGGAUGUAAACCUGAGAUCAGCUGUAGCAACAGUCUCACCAACCCCUGCGACGUCAACGCCCAGUGCACUGUGGAGAGAGACGGGUCUGUCACCUGCCAGUGUGGAAUUGGUUGGGCUGGUAAUGGAUACCUGUGCGGGAAGGAUACUGACAUUGAUGGAUACCCAGAUGAGAAACUCAAAUGCAAGGAUCCAACCUGUAGAAAGGUAACGGAGGUGCCAACUGUUAACGAGUACAAGUUUUUUAAAUGGAGACCGGCCUCUUUCAUUCUGUGCAACCUCCUAUUUCCACAGGAUAACUGCAUCUUUGUUCCUAACUCUGGUCAAGAGGAUGCAGACAGGGACGGUCAUGGAGACGCUUGUGAUAAUGAUGCAGAUGGUGAUGGGAUUCUAAACGAGCAGGACAACUGCUGGUUAAAGCCCAACGUGGACCAGAGGAACAGCGACAAGGACAACCACGGCGAUGCAUGCGAUAACUGCCUCAUGGUGGAGAACCCUGACCAGAGGGACACCGACGACGACGGCAAAGGGGACGCCUGCGAUGACGACAUGGACGGGGACGGCUUGAAGAACUUCCUGGACAACUGCCAGCGUGUCCAGAACAGAGACCAGUUGGACCGAGAUGGUGACGGCGUGGGAGACGCCUGCGACAGCUGCCCCGACAUCCCCAACCCAAACCAGUCGGAUGUUGACAAUGACCUGGUAGGAGACUCUUGUGACACCAACCAAGACAGUGAUGGCGACGGUCACCAGGAUACCAAGGAUAACUGCCCACUGGUGAUCAAUAGCUCCCAGCUGGACACAGACAAAGAUGGGAUCGGUGACGAGUGCGACGACGAUGACGACAAUGACGGCAUCCCAGACACUAUACCACCUGGACCGGACAACUGCCGUCUGGUGCCGAACCCAGACCAGACCGAUGACAACAAUGAUGGAGUUGGAGAUGUGUGCGAGUCUGACUUUGACCAGGAUAAAGUUAUUGAUCGGAUUGACAACUGCCCUGAGAAUGCAGAGGUUACCUUGACGGACUUCAGGGCCUAUCAGACCGUUGUACUGGACCCCGAAGGUGAUGCUCAGAUCGACCCCAACUGGGUCGUUCUGAACCAGGGAAUGGAAAUUGUUCAGACAAUGAACAGUGACCCAGGUCUUGCUGUUGGUUACACUGCCUUCAGCGGAGUGGACUUCGAGGGCACUUUUCACGUGAACACGGUGACAGAUGACGACUACGCCGGCUUCAUCUUCGGCUACCAGGACUCGUCGUCGUUCUACGUGGUGAUGUGGAAGCAGACCGAACAGACCUACUGGCAGGCGACACCCUUCAGAGCUGUGGCGGAGCCCGGCAUCCAGCUUAAGGCUGUGAAGUCCAGGACAGGCCCCGGGGAGCAUUUGAGAAACUCACUGUGGCACACCGGAGACACCAACGACCAGGUGCGUCUGCUGUGGAAAGACCCGAGGAACGUGGGCUGGAAGGACAAGGUGUCUUACCGCUGGUACCUACAGCACCGUCCACAGGUUGGCUACAUCAGGGCGAGGUUUUAUGAGGGAACUGAGCUGGUGGCUGACUCUGGUGUCACUAUUGACACGACAAUGAGAGGAGGAAGACUGGGUGUAUUCUGUUUCUCUCAAGAAAAUAUCAUCUGGUCCAAUUUGAAGUACCGCUGCAAUGACACGAUCCCAGAGGAUUUCCAGGAGUUCAGUACUCAGCACGGCGUCGACUCACUCUAAUGUCAAGAAAAAAAAAGUAUGACACCCAACCUUCAAAGGAUGUUUCACUGUGUGUUGGUGUGUAUGUGUGUGGAUGAGAAUAAGCAUGUGUGUGUGUGUGUAUUUGUUUGUACUGAUGUGUACAGUUUCUGUGCAUAUAUGACCAUCUUUGUACUGUACAAUCAUGUCUCGUUCUACUUUCCCCUCAGUCUUCCUUUUAAUCGAUUCUUUUGUACUGGCAUUAAGAAAGAAAUUAUAAGUUAUAAUGGAUUCUUUGCAAACUCAAGAUGGUAUGUCCUGAGGUGUAGCUGACUGUAAAGCUGUAAAAGAUCAUAUUUUCAUUUGCAGUGGCUUUUUUUUCUUUUUAGCACAAUAUCCAGCAUCCCUCAUUUACCACAUAUUUACUGUUUUUUUUUUUUUUUUUUUUUUUUUUUUUUAAACCAUAUAAACCUUUUCUAACAACCUUCAUAACAACCGACAUGACUUUUUCUAACAUAAAUAAAAUCCUGGAGGUGACUGGAUUUGACAGACCCUGAUCAUUUCAUAAAAGUGUAGUGAUGAAUUUGGUCAAAAUAAAGAGCUUUAACAUAUUAA
Sphaeramia orbicularis (orbiculate cardinalfish) is the source of this 3727-nucleotide messenger RNA. It is a transcript of the gene thbs4b, whose product is annotated as thrombospondin 4b. The coding region runs from base 245 to 3154 and encodes 969 amino acids. Gene Ontology annotation, molecular function: calcium ion binding. Gene Ontology annotation, cellular component: extracellular region. Gene Ontology annotation, biological process: cell adhesion. The transcript is spliced from 21 exons. Lineage: Eukaryota; Metazoa; Chordata; Actinopteri; Kurtiformes; Apogonidae. The record is from RefSeq and is a predicted model, not a curated record.